CCGAAGCGAAGGCAAGGGUUACAAAUUACACCUCACAUUUACAGUUGGCCGACACAAGGCCAAGGUGGUGUCGUGUUCUCAACACUCGCUCGCUCUCACACUCUCUCUUUGGAUUCCAUUUCCAAAACCAAAAUCCCCCGUUUCUCGAAUCUUCUUUUCCUUCCCAACAAUAUUGGCCUUCAAAUUUGUUGCAGAGGGUGAGGGCUGUUGUUUUCGGGUGAUCUUUGGUUCCAGAGGAGAACGAAGGAAUGGAAGGGAAGGACAAGAAGAAGAAAGAGGUGAUUCGGUUGGAACGCGAGUCUGUAAUUCCAAUUCUGAAACCUAGGCUCAUCAUGAAUUUGGCCAACCUUAUCGAGCAUAGCACUGACCGUGCCGAGUUUCUGAAGCUUUGCAAGAGGGUUGAGUACACAAUUCGAGCUUGGUACCUUCUACAAUUUGAGGAUUUGAUGCAACUUUACUCCCUUUUUGACCCUGUACAAGGGGCUAAGAAAUUGGCGCAGCAGAACUUAUCUCCUGAAGAAAUUGAUAUUCUUGAACAGAAUUUCCUGACAUACUUAUUUCAGGUGAUGGAUAAGAGCAACUUCAAAGUAACAACUGAUGAGGAAAUUGAUGUUGCUCUUUCAGGGCAGUAUCUGCUAAAUCUUCCUAUCUCAGUUGACGAAUCGAAGCUUGACAAAAAGCUUUUAAAGAGGUAUUUUGCAGAGCAUCCUAAGGAAAACUUGCCAGACUUUGCAGAUAAAUAUAUCAUCUUCCGACGUGGAAUUGGGAUUGAUAAGACUACUGAUUACUUUUUCAUGGAGAAAUUGGACAUGAUUAUUGCACGCAUUUGGGCAUUUCUUCUAAGAUUGACUCGGCUAGAUAAACUACUGGCCAAAAGGUCACGUGGACGCCAUAAGAAAGAUCCAAAGAAGAAUGAUGAGAUAAACUCUGAAGCAAAUCAAGAUGACUUAUGUGUUGAAAGGAUCCGGCUGGAAAACAUGGAAUUGAGUGUUCAGAACAUGAUGAGCAAAAAUACAAUUCAAGAACCUACAUUUGAUAGGAUAAUCGUUGUUUACAGGCGAGCAAGUCCAAAAUCAACAGAACGAGGAGUUUUUGUGAAACAUUUCAAAAACAUUCCAAUGGCAGAUUUGGAAAUAGUUCUUCCUGAAAAGAAAAAUCCAGGAUUAACCCCUAUGGACUGGUUGAAGUUUCUUGUUUCUGCUGUAGUUGGACUGGUUGCCGUGUUUAGUUCAAUUGAAAUGCCUAAAGCUGAUCUUUGGGUCAAUUUUGCCAUCCUCUCCACAGUUGUUGGUUACAUAGCUAAGACUUACUUCACAUUUCAGCAAAACAUGGCCGCAUAUCAAAACUUGAUUACACAAUCGAUGUAUGACAAACAACUAGAUAGUGGAAGGGGCACUCUUCUCCACUUGUGUGAUGAUGUGAUUCAGCAGGAAGUGAAAGAGGUAAUAAUAUCUUUCUUCAUAUUAAUGGAACAAGGCAAAGCUACUUUGGAGGAUUUGGACCUCCGGUGUGAGGACCUGAUAAGAGAAGAAUUUGGUGAGAGCUGUAAUUUUGAUGUUGAUGAUGCAGUUCAGAAGUUAGAGAAGUUAGGCAUUGUGGCCCGGGACACUAUUGGACGGUAUUACUGUGUUGGGCUUAAACGUGCUAACGAGAUUAUUGGCUCCACCACAGAAGAACUUGUCCUUAAGGCAAGACAAGGCAUUAAAGAUUCGUGAUACUACUUUUGGAAGAUGACAAAUAUACUCCGAUGUGCCCCUUUUCCCUGUCAAAUUUAAGCCCAUUAUUUCAUUAUUUCCUUCAGUAGAUUUGUUCUUUUGUUAAUUUAAUUUGUGUGAGUAAAGUUUAUCGUUCCUUUUGGCGGGAAGAGAGCACCCUCCAGCAACAACAGACAAACGUUCAGGAAACAAUUGGCUCUCUUCUUGUAUUUUGCUUGAUGACUAUUGUGUACAUAUUUCUUUCCUAAGCUAUCGAAUUUGGUAUAUUGUAAACAUAA
Messenger RNA from Tripterygium wilfordii, 1993 nucleotides. RefSeq lists its product as uncharacterized. The record is from RefSeq and is a predicted model, not a curated record. NCBI's taxonomy places the organism in Eukaryota, Viridiplantae, Streptophyta, Magnoliopsida, Celastrales, Celastraceae. The coding region runs from base 249 to 1715 and encodes 488 amino acids. The transcript is spliced from 16 exons.